Molecule: messenger RNA, 2859 nt
Organism: Vicia faba (fava bean)
Lineage: Eukaryota; Viridiplantae; Streptophyta; Magnoliopsida; Fabales; Fabaceae
Source: the annotation of a GenBank genome assembly
AUGGAGCAAGAACCAUCCACACUCGGAAAACGAAGAGAAUCCGAAAGCACCACCACCGGCGACACUUCUUUAAAACCAAAGAAACCUCGCAGUCUAGAACGCACUUGCGUCCACGAAGUCGCAGUUCCAACCAAUUACACCUCAACCAAAGACGAAUCCCUCCACGGAACACUCUCCAAUCCUCUCCACAACGGCACCAUGGCGAAAACCUACUCCUUCACACUCGACCCCUUCCAGCAAGUCUCAAUCGCCUGCCUCGAACGAAACGAAUCCGUUUUGGUUUCCGCUCACACUUCAGCCGGGAAAACCGCGAUUGCGGAGUACGCGAUCGCAAUGGCGUUUCGAGAUAAACAGAGAGUUAUCUAUACUUCGCCGCUUAAAGCUCUGAGUAACCAGAAAUACAGAGAGCUUAGUCAGGAAUUUAAAGACGUAGGGUUGAUGACUGGCGAUGUUACGAUAUCGCCGAAUGCGACGUGUCUUGUUAUGACUACGGAGAUUCUUCGGGGAAUGUUGUAUCGUGGUUCGGAGGUUUUGAAGGAAGUUGCUUGGGUUAUAUUUGAUGAGAUUCAUUAUAUGAAGGAUCGUGAGAGGGGUGUUGUUUGGGAGGAGAGUAUAAUCUUUUUGCCACCUGCUAUUAAGAUGGUGUUUCUUUCGGCUACUAUGUCGAAUGCUACGGAAUUUGCGGAGUGGAUUUGUAAUAUUCAUAAACAGCCGUGUCAUGUUGUGUAUACUGAUUUUAGGCCAACUCCGUUGCAGCAUUAUGUUUUUCCUAAUGGUGGGAAUGGGUUGUAUUUGGUUGUGGAUGAGAAUGAACAGUUUAGGGAGGAUAAUUUUGUUAAGCUGCAGGAUACUUUUUCUAAGCAGAAAGUUGGUGAUGGGUUUAGGGGUGGUAAAUCUAAUGGUAGACAUGGGAAAGGUGGUUCUGCUGGUGCUGGUUCUGACAUAUACAAAAUUGUUAAGAUGAUCAUGGAAAGGAAAUUCCAACCUGUCAUCAUCUUUAGCUUCAGUAGGAAAGAGUGUGAGCAGCAUGCAAUGGCUAUGUCUAAGCUUGACUUUAAUACCCAAGAGGAAAAGGAUACAGUGGAGCAUGUUUUUCGGAAUGCAGUGCUCUGUUUGAAUGAAGAAGACCGGAGCUUGCCUGCUAUCGAGAUGAUGUUGCCACUACUUCAGCGAGGAAUUGCUGUCCACCAUUCUGGCCUUCUUCCUGUCAUCAAAGAAUUGGUUGAGCUUCUUUUCCAGGAAGGUCUUGUAAAGGCCCUCUUUGCUACUGAGACAUUUGCAAUGGGUUUAAAUAUGCCGGCAAAGACUGUUGUAUUCACUGCAGUUAAGAAGUGGGAUGGUGAUAGUCACCGGUAUAUUGGCUCUGGUGAAUAUAUACAGAUGAGUGGAAGGGCCGGGCGUCGUGGCAAAGAUGAGCGUGGGAUUUGUAUCAUAAUGAUUGACGAGGAGAUGGAAAUGAAUACCCUCAAAGACAUGGUUCUGGAAGGCCAAUUCACUGCCGAACACGUCAUAAGAAACUCAUUUCAUCAAUUUCAAUAUGAAAAGGCCUUACCUGAUAUGGGAAAAAGGGUAUCUAUGCUGGAGCAGGAAGUAGCCUUGCUUGAUGCUGCAGGGGAGGCUGAAGUAUCUGACUAUCAUAAGCUGAAAUUAGAAUUAGCUCUUCUUGAGAAGAAGAUGAUGUCGCAAAUAAUAAGACCUGAAAGGAUUCUUUAUUUUCUUGUCCCUGGUCGAUUGAUUAAAGUAAGAGAAGGCGGGACAGAUUGGGGCUGGGGUGUUGUAGUCAAUGUUGUUAAGAAACCUGUUGGUGGUUAUAUAGUUGACACUUUACUUCAUUGUGCACCUAGUUCAAACGAAAACAGUAUACGGUCAAAACCAUGUCCACCGCGCCUUGGAGAGAAAGGUGAAAUGCAUGUGGUUCCUGUUCAAUUACCAUUAAUCUCUGCGCUUAGUAAACUAAUGAUAAAUGUACCUCCUGAUCUCCGGCCUCUGGAAGCUCGGCAAAGUAUACUCCUUGCUGUUCAGGAGCUGGGCAAUCGUUUUGCUCAAGGUCUUCCAAAGCUUAACCCUGUAAAGGACAUGGAUGUAAAAGAUUCAGAGAUAGUUGAACUUGUCAGUCAAAUAGAAGAGCUUGAGAAAAAGUUGCUUGGUCAUCCUCUGCAUAAGGUUCAAGAUGUAGAUCAAAUUAAGAGCUUUGAGAGGAAAGCUGAAGCGAAUCAUGAACUUCAACACCUGAAAGCAAAAAUGCGAGACUCCCAGCUGCAAAAAUUUCGGGAUGAACUUAAAAAUCGCUCUCGAGUCUUAAAGAAGCUUGGUCAUAUUGAUGCUGAUAGUGUAGUUCAAUUGAAAGGAAGAGCUGCCUGCUUGGUCGACACAGGCGAUGAACUCCUUGUUACUGAAUUAAUGUUUAAUGGCACUUUUAAUGAUCUUGACCAUCAUCAAGUUGCUGCUCUUGCAAGUUGUUUUAUACCAGUAGAUAAAUCAAGUGAGCAGAUACAACUGAGAUCAGAGCUUGCGAGACCUCUACAACAGCUUCAAGAUAAUGCGAGAAGAAUAGCAGAGAUACAACACGACUGCAAAUUGGAAGUAAAUGUGAAUGAGUAUGUCGAAUCAACAGUAAAGCCAUUCUUGAUGGAUGUAAUAUACUCUUGGUCUAAGGGGUCUAGUUUUGCCGAUGUUACUCAAAUGACUGACAUCUUCGAGGGCAGUAUCAUUAGGGCUGCUAGAAGGCUUGAUGAGUUUUUGAAUCAGUUGCGUGCUGCUGCUGAAGCAGUUGGAGAAGUUGACUUGGAGAAGAAAUUUGCAGCAGCAAGUGAAAGCCUUCGACGUGGUAUUAUUUUUGCAAAUUCUCUGUAUCUGUGA